AUGUUUAUGGAAGAUCUUGGAAAUACUGCAAUUCAACAAAUUGAUGAAAGAUUAGCAGUAAUACCUCAUUUUCAAAAACUUACACAAUUUCCUGAAGGACUUAAAACUCUAAAACUUUAUACAGCAGAUCAUUAUAGGACUUUAAUGAAAUUAAUG
This is a messenger RNA of Funneliformis geosporum, 156 nucleotides long. The record is from the annotation of a GenBank genome assembly. NCBI's taxonomy places the organism in Eukaryota, Fungi, Glomeromycota, Glomeromycetes, Glomerales, Glomeraceae.